Molecule: messenger RNA, 204 nt
Organism: Thermothielavioides terrestris NRRL 8126
Lineage: Eukaryota; Fungi; Ascomycota; Sordariomycetes; Sordariales; Chaetomiaceae
Exons: 1
Source: RefSeq, a predicted model, not a curated record
AAAAUGAAUAAGGUAGAAGCGAACAGGAAAGAAGAAAAAAGGGCAAAAACGUACAGCACCGGGGAUUCGCUGGUCGUCACCGACCCAACUACUAAUCCGGCGGUUGGUAGCUUAUCUAGGGGAGAGCGGACGGGAUCCCGAGUUUUCUACCACCUAUGGCCGUACGUGGUAGGGGGAAGGAAAAUUAUUCUAGAUAAAGGGUGA